Messenger RNA from Schistosoma spindalis, 2758 nucleotides. The record is from the annotation of a GenBank genome assembly. NCBI's taxonomy places the organism in Eukaryota, Metazoa, Platyhelminthes, Trematoda, Strigeidida, Schistosomatidae.
GGUUUUACGUCCUUUUGAUCAAAUGAAAAUACUUUCUUAUCACUAGUUUGAAAAAAAUGGAUGAACAAGAAGAAACUUGGUAUGUGGAUGACUAUGAAGAAGAAGAACUACUAGAGGAGGUAGACGAAGAAAAAGGAGACAAUGAUCUGUCGGAAAAUUAUUUAGAUGAUCUAGAAACUAUUGAAGAGGUUGAUGAUUAUGAAGAUGUUUUAUUCGAGAAUGCAUUAUCUAUAAAGUCUUUAUCGUCAGAAAUAUUAUCAUGUACUAUACCAGUUUUAAAACAAGCCCAUUGGUUACUGAUUUUGAUACUUGUUUCAUGUCUUUUAUGGCGUAUCGUACAAUUUUUACUGAACAGAUGUUUGCCUUCAAAUGGGAAAAUUUGCCGCACAUUUGUCACAAUAAUCCUUCAUAUAUUUUCCAUUUGUCUUGGUUUGUUCGUCCUAUAUUAUGCUUCAUAUGAUCUGUGGUGGAUUGUUAUUGGCCUUAUAAUUACCUUAACACUAUUAUUUACCUUAAAUAUUAACUCGGAUAUUGCUGAUUCACAUGGGAAAUAUACUAAUUGGGAAUUAUUUGUAACAAUUGGAAUUUGUUCAUCUGUUCAAUUAUACUGCGAGUUUUACAAAAAUCCUGUUAAAUGGCAUCAAAUUCGUGGCAGUAUAAUGAUAAUUAUUAUGAAAUGUAUAUCUUUUUCUAUGGAAAAUAAAAAUUUUUAUAAAACGAUCAAUAAAGAGCCUUGCUGCAUACUACUGUGGACACCAUUAUAUCGUGGAUUACUUUGGUUGUCUUAUUGUCUAUGUCCAGCUAGUUUAUUGUUUGGUCCAUGGUUUAAUCCAUUAAGAUAUGAAGAAAUGAUUAGAAACUAUGCUGUUAAUGAUAGAUCUUUUUCUUUAAAAUAUACUAUGAUUUCACUUUUUCAGACAGUUAAAUUAUUUGGGCUAUCUUUGUUAUAUUUAACUUAUUCAACUUGUUUCACUCAUACACUAGCUAUGAUAUUGAAAUUUCAACCUUGGCUUCAUGCUUAUUUUGCAUCACAAAGUUUCCGUUUCAGUCAUUAUUUCGUAUGUAUAUCAAGUGAAUCUUUCAUGACAGCUUUAGGAUAUUGUGAUAAGUAUUCAAUAAAAUCAAACAAACAAGAAAAUACUAAAGAGAAGAACAAUUCAAAAGAUGUAUACAAACCUAUUGUGGUAACUCGUCCAUUGUUCAUUGAACUUCCUCGAUCGUUAGUUGAAGUUGUUAUUUACUGGAAUUUACCAAUGCAUAGCUGGUUAAAACAAUAUGUAUACAAGCCGUUACGUCCAUAUGGACAUGUGUAUGCUAUAUUGGGAACCUAUACAGCUAGUUCGUUAUUACAUGGUUUGAAUUUUCAACUUAGCGCUGUUUUAUUCUCUAUUGGAAUCUAUGCAUAUAUUGAAUAUGUCUUUCGGGAAAAAUUGGCCAAGAUUCUAGAUGCAUGUAUUGCCAGUCGUCCAUGUCCUGAAUCCUGUUGUCAUAGUAACAAGAAUUCAUUCUGGGUAUGCUGGUGUAAUGUAGCCUUCAGUUGUUUGGCUAUAUUUCAUUUGGCUUAUUUAGCUGUAAUGUUUGAUACGAGUGAACAGCAAUUUAAGGGCUAUAAUAUGUGGCAUACUAUGGAUAAAUGGUACAAUUUAGGAUUUCUCAGUCAUAUUGUAGCCUUUGCAAAUUUCUUAUUUUAUUUAUAUUUAUAAAUAAAUAUUGAAUCAGCUAUGUAUUUGUUUGUAGGGAAUAAAACAAUUUAUCCAUCACAACUAAACGAAUGCAAAAUGCAUUUUCUUAAAGCUCACUCAGCAUGUAUUUCUAAUAAUAAUGAAGUGAAAGUUUAUUUUGCUUUCAAGUAUAAACAACAAAGAAAGGUAUAAUAAUACUGUUGAUGAGUUUUGUACAUGUACAUGAUCUUUCAUGAAGUUAGGUUUUUUAAAUCACAUAAAUUUUUUUCUCUCUAACAUUCGUUUAAUUGGAGAAUUGUUAUUUAAAUUAUGUUCUCAAACCAUGACUACUGUUUGCCUUGGUUUUAUUUUUGCUGAGAAAUGUUUUAUCAGCUAAUCAAAAUGGAGUCAUGUUCAUGGGAAUCGAAUAAUAUCUUCUAAUGUAACAAUUAUCGAUUCAGGAAACUACUUUUGGAAAAAGAAGCUCUGAAUAACCUUCCUAAAAUAAGCUUGGAAGUUCAUGCAUUAUUGUAUUACCUCAAAAGAAUCCCAUUCAAAAUAUCCAAAAAAUAUCUUUACCACUUAUUAGUUUUAGUAUGUAGAGGGCUUAAACAUCUACCGCCUGCUGGAUCUUAAAAGUCUACUAAUCUUCGCCGUAGAGGCUUUAUCUUCAAACUUAAUUUGCAUACAUAAUGUAGGGGUAUAUAUAAGGUUAAAUGUGAUUUUGAGACUCUAGGAACCUCUAAUAACUAAUAGUGAACUCAACAACUGACCAAUUAGGUUAAUAAAAACAGGAUAAGUUGUUUACUAGAUUUCUCUUAAAAGUUUUUAAAGACCACUCCUUAUUCAUAGUAUUUUUAUCACUUGCCUGACUACUACAGACAGUUUCGAGGAAUUAUCAAGGUCUCCUAACACGUUUACCAGAUUUUUCAGUUAAGAUUAUCAUUAUCUAUUAGUAAUAUAAAUCCUUUUUUGUCCACUUCAAUCUGGAAAGUUCUCUAGCUACAGUAGCUUUUACACAUUAGUUCAAUCGAAGGGAUUUAUAUUUGGCUAUCUGGUACAUUUACGAAGAGAAUAACUAGAUAUUUAAAAUCACA